UCAACUCCACCCUUGUAUAAAGGGCUUACUGCAACAACAAGAGAGCUCCAAAAAUCUCUAACCCCAACAAUCACCAUCAAUGGCUCCUCCCCUCCCUCCUCAUUUCUUCUCUCUUUUACUUCUUGCUAAUCUCCUCGUCAUCGUCGCUGUAGCUCGGCCUCUUUCGACGGUCGAAAGAGCCAAUGCAGGUGAGCCCACUAUGGCUUAUGCACCAUCUUCAAGCUUGAAUCCAAUUGAACUACAUAUGACAACUUUUGCGGGCGCACCGGAGAUCAGCCUGCCUCAUCAUCGACAGCAUCGAGCCUUCGACAAAUCGUUCGCGGGAGGGGAAGUGAUCCUCGGUGGGCUCGCCACUGCGAUCCUCGCCGCCGUCUUCUGCUACAUUAGAGUCACUAGGGAAAGAGUGGAAGAUGAGAAAUCUUGAAGUGGUUGUAUUAACAUGUUUUGCUUAAACAAGUUUUACAAAUGCUACUUUAAGUGAAAAUCAAUGUAUAAAGAGGCCAUCUUGGAUAUUGAAAUGGAUAGGAUAUGUUGUGUAAAAUAUUCUUCUAUGUUUUUCCCCAUUUUCCUUAGUUUUGUUUAAAUUUAAAUAGGU
Molecule: messenger RNA, 595 nt
Organism: Ananas comosus (pineapple)
Lineage: Eukaryota; Viridiplantae; Streptophyta; Magnoliopsida; Poales; Bromeliaceae
Exons: 1
Coding region: 80-424 (114 amino acids)
Source: RefSeq, a predicted model, not a curated record